GCACGCAAUGUGAAUUCAUCGUAACUCCUGAUAGUCGGAAAUCCACACCACAAGGCAAGAAAAAGAAAAGAAGUUUGUGCCGUUUGCGAGUGCUGGUGAGUGCUGCAUAUUAAACGUGUGCGGUGUGACUCUAGCAGUCUCUGUUGGAAUCGUUGGGAAUCCGAUAAUCGAACGAAAGGUUGGAUUUAUCACUUUAUGUAGAAGGAAACCAUGCAUAAGAAUGGACCACCGCCGCCUUAUGAACCACCGCCUUAUGCACCGCCUGCUUACUCUCAAAAUGUAGGAGGCGUCCCUCCAGCUAGUCCAUUUACACCAGCGCAAACUUAUGCAAAUGGACCUACUAUAGUCACGACUAUUGUUCCAGUUGGACCACAGUCGACUCAUACAAUUUGCCCACAUUGCCAUGCUGAGAUAGAUACGGUGACAAAAACUGAACCUGGCAUGAUUGCUUAUAUCUCAGGUGUCAUCAUAGCAUUGUUGGGAUGUUGGUUUGGUUGCUGCUUGAUUCCUUGUUGUAUAGAUGAAUGUAUGGAUGUUCAUCAUACCUGUCCAAACUGUAAAGCUUAUUUGGGUCGUCAUAGAAGAUAAAUGGAUUGCAUCCACGUAUUGCAUUUGAAAUGUCUACGAUACCACUAAUUAUAUAUUAAACUUGAAUUUCACUUCAUACAUUUUAGGGGAUACCUCUAUAUGAAAGAGAAAGAAAGAUAUAGCUCCAAU
This is a messenger RNA of Mycetomoellerius zeteki, 717 nucleotides long. RefSeq names its product cell death-inducing p53-target protein 1. Gene Ontology annotation, molecular function: zinc ion binding. The coding region runs from base 211 to 588 and encodes 125 amino acids. The record is from RefSeq and is a predicted model, not a curated record. Lineage: Eukaryota; Metazoa; Arthropoda; Insecta; Hymenoptera; Formicidae. The transcript has 4 exons.